UCAAAAUGGCGUUGGCCGGUGUGACAGUAACAGUUGAACCAGUGUUAGAACACCAAAUUCAAGAAGUGAAGCUCGAUGGACAGGAAGUUUACGUACCUCCAUUGUCUAUGUCGGAGAACCUCUCAAAACUUGCACAUAAGAUUGAUUUCUACAAAGAUGAGAGUGAGGGAAAGGGCAAGCCAACGUCAGAAGGAGAGAAAGACGGCGAUGAGGAGAAAGUCCUGGCCCCUUUUCAGCCAUCUCUGUGGCCCUGGGAUUCAGUACGAAAUAAACUUAAAUCCUCCCUGACAGAGAUCAGCGUGUUGUUAGAUGUGCUCAACUUGGCCAAAGAGAAACGGUACAUGGUUGCUGAAAAUGUCUCACAAGAAUCACCAGAUCAGAAAGCUUCCUUACAACUGCUAGCAAAGAAGAAGAGUCUGAUAGAAGCCUCUGCAUGCCUAAUGAGAGGCGCUGACCGACUGAAGAAGUCUCAGAUAGAUGCUUCUAACAGAACCCAGAAUGACUUCCACAUUGAGCUACUCAAAUUGCGACAGAACUGGAGGCUUAAACGUGUGGGGAACACCAUUUUUGGGGAUCUCAGCUAUAAAUCGGCUGGUUCUAGGUUCAUGCAGGCAGGGACGUUCGAGGUUGUAAAAAGUAGCGAGUCAACAUUAGAGCAGGAUGCUGGGGGUCCGAAGAGCUGCUUGGAGGUGCACAUCCCCAGUGAGCUGGAGGGCGUGGCUUACAUCCAGGUAGAGGUCAAGAGUGUCCCAGACAUGAUGGAUCUGACAUCGGCGACACUGAAGAUGCCAGCUGGCCUGGGGUCUGUCCCAUCAGAUGCUUACUGGCAGCAGAAACUAGAAGUUGCACAAAAUGUUCUGUUUUGUAAAGAACUAUUUGCUCAGUUAGCCAGAGAGGCCGUCCAGGUGAAAGGCACCUCCCCACACAUGGUCAUCAGCAACCAGAUAAUAACGAAUGUGUUUCCUGGGAUUCAGCUAUGCAUAGUGCUCUGUCAUUAUACUGGAAAAGAAAAGAAGAUGCCUCUGUCACCUCAGAAGCUGGAGCACAACCACGUCCUGGAGCACUCAUUGCACCAACUCCUGCGAGAGGUCCACUACCACAACGUCAACCUUGAUCCACCACACCCCAUGUUUGCCACGCUUGGUAUGACGAAGCGGCGACGACUGGCCGGACCUCAGGGCGUCACACGUGGAGAACUCAUACAGAUGGCAGCACGAUAUGGCCGAUCAAGUGACACCCUGUUGGAGCAGAUCAUCAAGCAGACCAAACAUGCUGUGCUACGAGUCAGAACGAUGCAUUUGAUAGAUGAACUUGCUGUGUCGAUUCAAGACCCCCAGAUCACUGCACACUGGAACUGCCUGAACAACAGUCUGCAGUCAAGUGUCCGCAUCAACAUAACUUCAUAUGGCUACGAGAGUGUCAGGACACACCUCAGCCUUGUGAUCGGAGUGGACUCCAUCCAGGUGAUAUUGAAAGAUGGGCGGACGUGUACGCUGUCGUUUGAAGACAAGGAGCUGAAGGAUCUGAUCCACUGGCAGGUGUCACAGUUCCACGUCCUGGUGGUACAGCAGCUGGUCAAGUUCCAGGGCUGGAUGCUGCUGUCUCUCAGCGGCGGCAUUGGAUCCGGAGACAUGGAGACAUUUGGCACCGGCUCCAUUAUGUUUGCUUCUCCCAAGGGAGAUAGAGUUCUUGCCUUAAAGAGUGGCCCAUCAAGUGGGCUAUCGCUUUCAUUGAAGAACCUUGACCCCUGCGAGUACAACAAGUCGUCGCCCGUCACAGACCCCAAAUGGUACAACCUUGGCGGGCAGUUUAAAGCUAUCAAUCUGGACAGACUAGAAGGGAGAAACUUCGCCAGCAAGAUGGACAUGUUAAUGGCUAAACUGACUUCAGGAUGAAAUAUUAUAUUGUCAAACUGGCAUUAACUUAUUACCUGGGUUUGUCAUUUUUGGAAAUAAUGGACGUAAUACCACAGUUUCCAGCAUUCUUCAUCCAGUGUGAAAAUGCAGAGGCUUCAAACCUGAACAGAUGUGGGAGGCUCACGAAAGGAGGAAACAGAGAGAAUUGGAGGACGGAUGUGAGCAGUUCAUGCACUGGUUACCUUGGAAACAUUUCAUUGUGGGAUGGUCAAGGUCACUGUAAUGGCAUGGAUCAAGGUCAAAGUUCAUCCAUGUGAUUAGACAUCAAAUGUACAUCAAAUGUGUGACCUGGCAUUGUUCCACGGAAGUGAAGGUUGUUUAGUUACCGUUUCUCAGACUUUCCUUGUCACGACCCUUGAAAUGAUCAAGGUUAAUCUGAACAACCAGUGUGGAGAAAUUCCUUUACAUGCCAAUGACAUGAUAUGUGAAACAUUUUCAAUUUGUAAAGCUUACAGACAGAGCUUUGAAAAAGGUUUUCAAGACAAUAGACAAUUGUUUCAUGACCAGAAGAGUCAUUCAUCCAUUGAUCAAUCUCAUUCUGUGUAUUGUGACAUUUUCAUAUACUUGUAUAUUUUGUACCUAUUGAACAUUGUUGAAUCAUUUAGUGAGUAUGAAGAAAGUACUCAUGUAGUGAUGUAAUAAUCAUUUGCAUGGUCUCUGGAAGCAAUGUUUUCAGUGAAACUGAAUAAAAGAAAGGAUAACAA
Molecule: messenger RNA, 2620 nt
Organism: Haliotis rubra (blacklip abalone)
Lineage: Eukaryota; Metazoa; Mollusca; Gastropoda; Lepetellida; Haliotidae
Product: mediator of RNA polymerase II transcription subunit 17-like
Biological process (GO): regulation of transcription by RNA polymerase II
Cellular component (GO): core mediator complex; mediator complex
Molecular function (GO): transcription coregulator activity
Source: RefSeq, a predicted model, not a curated record